Molecule: messenger RNA, 1482 nt
Organism: Nematocida major
Lineage: Eukaryota; Fungi; Microsporidia
Exons: 1
Coding region: 1-1482 (493 amino acids)
Biological process (GO): DNA replication initiation
Cellular component (GO): nucleolus
Molecular function (GO): chromatin binding
Source: RefSeq, a predicted model, not a curated record
AUGCCACAGACAAGCAUAAAGAAGUCCGCCCGAGAAGGGGCAGGGAAGAGAGCCCGACACGGAGAGACAGCCCUGCAGAAAAGUGCAACAGGCAGCGCAAGGGAGGAAAGAAAAAAAAGAAAAGAGAAGGCGGGGGAAGAGUCCGGGGCAUGCAUCGCCCAGAGUGUGCGCCCAGAGGCGAGCGAGAAGGAGAACCUCCAGGAAAACGGCGUAUUUACUCCAGAGGAUCCGCAGGGGGAGGAAAUUGUCCAGACGGAAAAGCAUCUUUUUUUGAGCAGUGUCUGCAGCCUGCUGGGAGACCCAAACGAGAAGACGCUGGGCGAAGUAAGAAGGCGCAUGCGAGCACUUUUGAAGAAAAAAGAGAAAGGGUCUUCUAGGCUGGUGAUUCUUUCUCUCACGAAGGUUUUCUUCAACCUGCUGCCCUCGUACAACAUACGGGUGGAGGGCCACAAGUACAACACCGUCUCAAAAAUAACUAGCUACGAGUAUAUGCUCAUGCAGGAGUGGAGGGCGUUUUUGAAGCAGGUGACUCGGUCGCGGACGGAGGAGUCGUACGAGGCUGCAGCUGUUUUGCUCCCGAAUGCGAUUCUCUUCAACAAAAGCAUGAAGCUUGUGGGGAAGGUCGUGAAGGGGACGGCCCUGAAAAGCAGGACCGGCAGAAAGUGCGCGCGCGCCCUUAUAAAAAUAUUCAAGUGCGACAAGGGGAACCGGAUAGUCAAAAUACUGGAGGUAAUCAACCAGAUGAGCACAGAAAAGAUCCCCAAGGAAACAAUACGGGCGCUGCUCCACAUUUCAGACGACGCACUCACUAAGCCCGAGAAGGUGCAGAGGCUGCACCCAAGCGAAAUGAGAAAGCUCUCGGUGGAGGAGAAGGCGAUCAAAAAGGAGGCGCAGCUGCACUUUCUCCCGGAGGAGAUGAAGGCGUGGCGCGGGAUAAACGAGCGCCUCCUCAGGAUAUACCUGCUGGUGCUUUCCAGCAAGUCUGUCGAGAAGAACUACUACGCCCUGCAGCAGAUACAGAGGCUCCACGUCCCGGGAAGUCUGAAGCAGGGGAUUUUCUCCAUGAUCACCGACAUAAUAGGAGAGCUGAAAAAGGACAUCACCCCAAGAAGGGCGGCUGUGCUGGCGCUGUGCUACAGUACGAUGCAAAUCGUCUUCCAGGGGGAGAUCGAGUAUGCCUUCCAGAUCGAAGAGAUCUGCCAGAUUCCAGCGCGCAUGUUUGCAGAGAUGAGCGAAAGAGAGAUCGGGCUUGUGUACGACGCCGUGCAAAGGAUGGACAGGCACGCGGGAAGUGCAAAUCUGCUGAAGACCCUUCUCGUGCGGGGAAUGCACAGGAUAGACACGAAAGUGGGCGAUGUAGUGCGGCACAUUAUGCCAAGGGAGGGCCCGAAGGCGGUGGAGAGGCAGAGUGGAACUGGGUUCUGGGAGGUGUGCUUGCUCACCGGAAGCGCCAGGGAAAGGGAGAGACAUGCGAUGUGGUGA